Molecule: messenger RNA, 1033 nt
Organism: Zingiber officinale
Lineage: Eukaryota; Viridiplantae; Streptophyta; Magnoliopsida; Zingiberales; Zingiberaceae
Product: dnaJ homolog subfamily C member 28-like
Exons: 3
Coding region: 118-795 (225 amino acids)
Source: RefSeq, a predicted model, not a curated record
CCGUAAAGAACCCUGGUGGCUGUUCCGUGCGCAGCCGAACGAAGAAUCGAUCGCGUUAGAUACGAGGGUAGGGUUUCCAAUCGGGCGGGGAAUCAACUCCGACGCCGACCAAGUACGAUGGCCGGAGCUCUGAUGGCGCCGCUGCGUGUCCGGAGAUCUCCUGACUCCUUCCGCGUCCAUCUUCACAUGAUAUGGUCCUUCUCCUGGACCGAUCCCGACCCCGCCUCAUCUGAGUCCGCGGCGAUGUCCUCUUCCCCCGCUUCUUCGUCGUCUUCGAAGGCUCAGCAGAAGAAUCUAUCUCACCGUUUGGCAACAGUGGCUGACGCGAUAAAGGAGCGGAAGCUCCCUCCCGAGCUCCGCGGGCUGGGCAACGCCAUCAGGUCGGAAACUGACAUAGUCAAUGUUGUCGAACAAAGGAUAUGGCAUUCAAUGGAACAAGGGGAUUUUGAGAAUUUACCAGGGAAAGGCAGACCUCUUAACCUUGAUUCAAAUCCACAUGUAGAUCCUGCAGAAGACACCUUGUACAGAAUCCUCUCAAGAAAUGGUUUUGUGCCUGAGUGGGUGGAACUGAACAAGGAAAUCCACUCCAGCAUUGCCGAGUGGAGGACAAGCUUGAAGAAGGCUUGGGCCAGAAAAUCUGAUCAUGAGCAAUUGAAGUGGCAGGAGGAUUCUGAGAUCCUCAAGGCUCAGAUGGGCGACAUCAACCGCAAGAUUCUACGAUACAAUCUUAUUGUGCCCUUUGGCCGUCAAAUGUUUGGGCUCAAAUGGGAGAAAGAAAUAUCUACGUUGGAGUAAUCGAUCUUUGCAUCAUUUCCAUUUUGACAUCCUCUUUUGUAGGUCUUAAGAAUAUCAUAUAAUACACUGUAUCAUUAGUGCAAUGACAUUUUGUUGGUAUCAUUAUUUUUGAUAAAUUUUAUGUAAAGAUCAAACCUAUUUGAAAGCAUCAAGCUGAUUGCAAGUGUAUAAGUAACUUUGUAUAUGAUACUUCUUUUUUAUGCAAUUUGUAGCUCAAAACUCACUAUAAAACAAACAA